Messenger RNA from Fragaria vesca subsp. vesca, 708 nucleotides. Its product is annotated as selenoprotein K-like. Gene Ontology annotation, cellular component: endoplasmic reticulum membrane; Golgi apparatus. The record is from RefSeq and is a predicted model, not a curated record. Lineage: Eukaryota; Viridiplantae; Streptophyta; Magnoliopsida; Rosales; Rosaceae. The transcript has 4 exons. The coding region runs from base 66 to 371 and encodes 101 amino acids. Gene Ontology annotation, biological process: calcium ion transport; endoplasmic reticulum calcium ion homeostasis.
GGACUCUUUCUAGAAAAGGUUUUGGAACGAAGACUUGCUAAUUGCUUCUCCGAUCUCUAUCUCCGAUGGCGUACGUCGAGCGAGGCGUUGUGAAAUCCAAGCGAUCCAUUUGGCGACUCAAAACGAUAACGGACUUCUUCUGGGCCAUCGUCAACUUGAUAGGCGUGUUUUUUGCUACAAUGUUCUCAAUGGAAAAGUCGGAUGCUUACAGAAAAGGAUCCGGGGCUAGCAAAAAAUGGGAUGGCGGUGGGCCUGGAGGCCCUGGAGGGGGACCAUAUGGCGGUGGUCCUCGUGGGCCACCUCGUGGGCUUGACAAUGUUCGUGGCAUCGACCAUAGUUCCUUACCUGCCUGUGGUUCCUGCUGUGGUUAAAUGGUGGCGAGUAUAUCUUGCAUCGUGUCUUGAAAUGGUUGGAUGGUUUGGGAGUGAUAUGCUAGUAUGUUGAUGUAGAUACAUACAAGAAGACAUGGAAGCGAAAUGCAACAAUCGAUAACAUUUUUUCUUCCUUUCAAGUACUUAAGAAGACAUGUUUUGUAACAUUUUUUUGUACCCUUUGUUCCAGUACUUAAUGUGUGGGUACUCUAGCUGUAUGAAAUAUGUAAAAGAGUGUGCGAUCAUCCUUCAAGUAUAUGCAUGCAUUAAUUUUCAGACGUUUAUUGAUAUUGUUAGGUCUAUUCUAUUUACAAAACCAGGUGCAAUUACCAACCCC